CUCAAUAUCUGAUGUGGUAUCGAGACAUGAUCAAAAAUACUGGACUUUGACCUACCGUUGGGUCAGGCUCACGAGGCGGCACUAUUCGGCGGUAUGACGAUGUAGUUGACGAGCUCGCUGGAAGAACCUCUCAACCUCGCGAGGCACUCAUGGUUGCAUAGGAUCUUCAAUAUUCAAAGCAAGAAGAUGAUGGAACCAUCGAUCGUAGAAAAAAAUCAAAACGACAGCUCAACAACUCAUCUCUGACAAUGCCGAGCCGUAAGAAAAUAAAGCCUCCAUCAAAGUUCUAUUUCGUCACAUUGCAAUCCGAAUCCGACGGAUCAGGAUGGCGAAUGAAGAGGUCCCACGCGGCAAGGAGCCAUGCGGCAUAUUGGGGCGGGCCUGCUCAGCAACAACACGAAGCCAACAAGGACGCCUUGAGACAGGAAAAGAACAUCGACUCCAUCAAUGAUGCCGCUGACAAAAUCCCCAGUGUGCUGAGCGACAGCAAAGUUGGAGCGUUUCCUUUGGGACCGAUGACUAUGCAGCGCCGAAGGUCAGCGAGAGCUGAGAAGAUCAAGGACACCUAUGCCAAACCCAUGGGGACCUCCAGAUGUCCGAAGCAUAUUCAACCGAACUACCUACAAUACCUAGUUCCGGCACCUCUUGAUCUUCAGAAGACUGUCUCUUUGUCGACGGCAUUCUUGCCAAUGUUUAAGUUUUUCGGACAGCAAUUUGUUCAGAAAUUCAUAACGAGUGACCACGAAGACUAUUUGAUCAUGUUAAGUGGAUACCUUUUACUCAGUUACGCACAUACCAUGGCCUUGACGGGACAGGGAAACAAAACCAAGCUCCUGCAACUCAAGAGUCAGGUUAUCCAGAGGAUCAGCGCAAAGAUCAAAUCUUCAGGCAACUCACUCAGUCCUCGAUCUUUGACGGGAAUUCUAGCUCUUGGUGCACCAAUCGUCUGCCUAACUUCCCAGGAUUUGCCUCAAUCUUUGAGUAUGUGGGAGUAUAUCAAUGCAUCCCAACAAGGAGACUUUUUGUGCUGCAGAGAUUCCGCCGAAACGGCAAAACGCGCUCUCGAUGAACGACUUGUUCAUCGCCAGGCAAUGCGCAAUCUCUUCUCAAGAAGCAGCGCCACGUUCCAGGAUGUGGACAGCAUUCAUCUACUGGGCUUUGUCUCCAAUUAUAUGAAUGUAUCAUUAGCCAUCGAUGCUGCGGAUCACAUGGAUACUCCACUAGCCAAUAUCGAAGACCUCUUUCCGACUCUUGACGACCUCAAAGAUACUCCUCUGCCUGCCCAGUGGACUUCUCCAUUAACUCACCAGUGGCAUUGUCCCAAGCCUAUAACGCAACCCGAUUCAGAGAUGGUGACACUGGCCGACUUGAUUCAUUGCUGGUUGGCAACCUUUGUUGACGGAGACGGCAACAGCUUGUCACCCACUGACGAACUAUUAAUGAAACGGGCGGAAUUGCGUCGUAAAGCUGAAAUUCACACAGCCGCAGCGCGACCGCCCAGAACCGAAUUGGAAGCUAUGUAUGAGUGUUGUCGAUGGGCAAGUUUGAUGCUGUUGACAGUCGACAAGUUAGCUGUCCCUAUGUAUGUCGCCGCAAGGCAUGUCAAAAUCAAACCAAGACUUAUACGUUGUCUUCGUAUGACUGAUUUGACAAACCUUUGGGGUUUCCACAGAGGCCUGCUCUUCUGGGUGGCGGCUAUUUGCCAGUUCUCGACGGUGGGCCAGUGUUUUCCUCUGCUCUGCACCACCCUUUUUGCGCGUUUUGCGCAAGAGCUUGCAAUGUCGGAAGAUUGUGCUCAGAUCGCGGUCAAGCCUUUGAAGGGGCUGAAACAGUUCGAAGGUCUCUGUUGUCAAGCCAGGCGCUGAAUUCGAUGGUUAAAGCGCCAAAGUGCCGCACGAAUGGACCGCCGGGAUGGGAUCGCACCCGGGGUAGCGAGUGACGCUUGUUCGCAUCAUCCCUUUCAGAAGGUCCAGGCAAAAAGAUUACAGGACAAAUAGAUUGCCCAGGACUGACUCAGCCAGUACGAACGAGGUUGGUCCCAAAACCGCGUGUUUAUACAGGUAAUGAGGACAAUAUAAUGGCACGAAAUACCUCUGAUUUCUUGACCAUGGGCCGACUAAGGACUUAGCAAUGAGCGUUAGUAGGCAUCAAUGGUGUGAGAAGCAGACGCCGCGAGUCUCCCAAGAACAGUUCAUUUGGGUGUCCAGAUAGACUUGUGCUUCCGAGUAAGUGAUGUAUUGAUGUCCAAGAAAAGAUGGGUCUGUCCACGAG
Exophiala oligosperma is the source of this 2271-nucleotide messenger RNA. RefSeq lists its product as uncharacterized. Lineage: Eukaryota; Fungi; Ascomycota; Eurotiomycetes; Chaetothyriales; Herpotrichiellaceae. Bases 249 to 1865 code for a protein of 538 amino acids. The transcript is spliced from 2 exons. The record is from RefSeq and is a predicted model, not a curated record.